Molecule: messenger RNA, 600 nt
Organism: Suillus bovinus
Lineage: Eukaryota; Fungi; Basidiomycota; Agaricomycetes; Boletales; Suillaceae
Exons: 6
Coding region: 1-600 (199 amino acids)
Source: RefSeq, a predicted model, not a curated record
AUGGGUAGCAAAUGGCAAGAGACAGUAUGUUUUGCUGGAUUUCUAGUGGAAGGGAAGGGACAUGACUGGUGGUACUAUGUUAACGUGGGAGUGUGCCAUAGUUCUAACGAAUUUAUCGGUGCAUUCGAUAGCAUUUCCGUGCAAGACACUCCCGAGAAACCUAUCAAGCUUUCCAAGUCCCAGAUUCGCGAGAGAAAAAAGCAAGAGAAUAUAGAAAAGCAGCGUGAAUUGCGUCUGGCGGAUCUGUGCCAGAGGGGAACGAUGAAAUGGAACAAGAAGAGAGCACAUCACGAUCAGACUCGUUCCUACUCCUCAUUCUUUGCCCACCGUUCGCAGAAAGACGAGCUUCGCCGCGAUCAUCGUGUAGAGAUACGGUCCAAGUCACUCUCCAUGCUCAGUUCUGGUGAAUUUCAAGGCUACAUUGCAAUGAACUUGCUUAUCAUUGACCAUUUAGCUGUUGUCGUCAUCUUCGAACACUCUUUCUACAUUUUCGACAAGCGGCGCCAUCUCCAGGACAAGCAGGAGUCUGAUCCCUCUUUUUAUGUCGCUCUGGAGCAGUUGAACAUCGCAUGUCACGGUCGAUUCAUCUUUAAAUAUUAA